AUGUUACAGUUCUUACCUGCAGGUCCAAAGCUUCUCCUGACUAAACACUUGUGCAAUUGUUCCAGUGCUGUGAUUCAGCUUACAAAGGGCUACUGGCAGCAUCAUAUUGAGCCAAGCAUCCAUAGGUUCAACACCUCCAUGGUCCAUCACAGCUACUAUAAGGAGGACCUGGAAAAGAAUUUACAAUUUUCAGUGGAAAAUAAGAGAUGGUCACUGGCUAUGAGGACCAUGUACUUUAGAUCUGGAUUUGUCAUGCCCUUCUUUAUAGUAAGGCACCAGCUACUUAAGAAAUAA
This is a messenger RNA of Cricetulus griseus (Chinese hamster), 294 nucleotides long. Lineage: Eukaryota; Metazoa; Chordata; Mammalia; Rodentia; Cricetidae. The record is from RefSeq and is a predicted model, not a curated record.